AUUCGGCUGUAUACCUUUUAUUUCUACAAUAGCCGGAAGUGUUUUGCUGUCACUUCGUGUAACUUGUUUUCCGUACUUGUCAUCAGCUAUCCCAGGAAUUCAACACUACAUGCUACUAACUAGUUCGUCACAAUAAGGACCUUUUGUCUAAAGCACAUUACUCGUUACCGAUACAGUAUCUUAAGUUGGCAACAGUAGAACACUCUGGGAAAGGUGCAAUUGGGUACGCUGAUGCUCUGAAUGCCUCAUCACCGACAGUGCACUCAUGUCAGCAAUUUCUAAACGUGAGAUUGGUCUUUAAGGAGACCCCCACCCGGCCUCCAAGAGCCUCGCUGCGUCCUUGACCUGUGUCACAUCCUUUUCAUCCUCCUCGUUGUCUUCGUACAUGCUUUCACAUGAAGAGAGGAGAGAAACCAGAGGGUUACAGGCAGAUGAGACCCAAAACGUUCCCCGCCAGCAACUAUAGCGGCAACAGCCAACACAUGCUGCAGGAAAUCCGGAACAGUUUGCGUAAUCUGUCCAAGCCCUCCGACCCACCGAAGGUGGACAUUGGUGGGAAAAUGCUCCCAGAGGACCUCAGGCAACAGGGGCGUUGCUUUAACCCCAAGAACCCUCAUCAUAAGGCCUUGCAGGAGAUCCGAGAGUCCCUGAUGCCUUUUGCCAAUGAGCCCAGCACAUCAGCAGAACUCAACAAACACAUGUCAAUGGAGGCUCCAUUUGCUGGGUUUGAAGAGGCUACUGGUCGCAGUGUGGGGACGACUGUUGACUACAUGGCAAAGGUGACCUACCAGGACUCUGUGAGGGAACAGAUGGUUGUCGCCAGUCCAAGCGCCACAUGCCUCAAAGUCCCAGGCACUACUCACAUGCAGCAGUCCCUACUCAGGACACCCAGCUGGAAAGGCUCUAAAGAGUCCCUGGCACCUCGACACGCAAUGAUGUUCUGCGCCGACAGUCCAGGGCCCCCUCCAGCUUUCCCACAGGGACACCCUGGCAACAGCCAGAGAGUCAAUCCUCCCUUACCACCUCAGGUGCGUAGCGUCACGCCUCCUCCGAACCGUGGGUCGAUGCCUCCGGCGUCUUCCUGGGACAGCAACCCAUCGACCAAGCGCUACUCCGGCAACAUGGAUUACCUUGUGUCUCGCAUUUCUCCGGUACCUCAGGGGGCCUGGGCUGACAACUAUCCAACCGCGUCACCUCAGAACCAGCGCGGGCUCAGCCCAGUGCCGGUGGGCCACCAGCCUAUCAUCAUGCAAAGCUCUGGAGGAAAUAAGUUCAACUUCCCGUCGGGCUGGACUCAGAAUGGCUCAUCUCAGGCAGAUUACAUGGCAGGGGGCAGCAGGCAGCCUCCUCCCCCCUACCCGAUCAACCAGAGCAGCCGACACAGUCCCACUGACCAGCAGAUGCAGGCGGGGGGACCCGCUUCUUCUCCUCCAUUGUACAUUAAUGGCAAUAUUCCUCAAUCCAUGAUGAUUCCCAAUCGAAACAGUCUCAACCUCGACAUGUACAACAUAGGGCCUCCCCAUUCGUGGUCUCAAGGCCCCCUCACCCCCAACCAGCCCCAGUCUUCAUCAGGAAGUAGUAGCAACCAGGACCUGUCUCCAUCAUGGCAGCAUGGCAUGCUGGUGCGCUCCAAUUCCUUCAACAGCAGAGCUGGGCACCCUCCCAGCUCCCAGCCGUCUGCCACCACGGUCACCGCCAUUACACAAGCACCCAUCCUGCAGCCCGUUAAAAGCAUGAGAGUCCAGAAACCUGAACUGCACACCGCCGUUGCCCCCACACACCCACCCUGGAUGCAACAGUCCACUCCCGCUGCCCCUGCUUACGCAGAGCCCCCAGCCUCCGUUCCUCAGAUUCCUGUCGUAGCAGAGGUACCCAGCUACCAGGGCCCCCCUCCACCUUACCCCAAGCACCUCCUCCAACAACAAACUGCGCCGUCUCCGCCGGCAUAUGACCAAGGCGCCAGUAAGCGCGUCGCCAGCAGGGAGGAACCCACGGAAGACGAGGGCGCUCUUGGGGACAACGGCCCGCUCGAGAAAGUGGCAGAAAAUCCAGAAAGCAACGGGCCGACCGAAAAGGAGAAGAAGCAGAUUACGACAUCGCCCGUACCCGUGCGUCGCAACAAGAAGGAUGAGGAGCGCAGGGGAGAGUCGGGCCGCGUGGCCUUGUAUUCCCCCCAGGCCUUUAAGUUCUUUAUGGAACAACAUGUGGAGAACAUCCUGAAAAACCAUCAGCAGCGUAUCCGGAGGAGGAAACAGCUGGAGAGUGAGAUGCAGAGGGUGGGGUUGUCGUCAGACGCCCAGGAGCAGAUGCGCAUGAUGCUCUGCCAGAAAGAGUCCAACUACAUCCGGCUAAAGCGUGCCAAGAUGGACAAGUGUAUGUUCAAACGAAUCAAGAUCCUUGGCAUCGGGGCCUUUGGCGAGGUGUGCUUGGCCAGGAAAGAGGACACCGGAGCGCUUUAUGCCAUGAAGACCCUCAGGAAGAAGGACGUGCUGCUCAGGAACCAGGUGGCUCACGUCAAGGCCGAGAGGGACAUCCUGGCCGAAGCCGACAACGAGUGGGUGGUGCGGCUCUACUAUUCUUUCCAGGACAGGGACAACCUAUACUUCGUCAUGGAGUACAUCCCCGGAGGGGACAUGAUGAGCCUUCUUAUCCGACUGGGAAUCUUCAAGGAGGAGCUGGCUCAGUUCUACAUCGCCGAGCUUACUUGCGCCGUGGAGAGUGUCCACAAAAUGGGCUUCAUCCACCGCGACAUCAAGCCGGACAACAUCCUCAUUGACGGAGACGGGCACAUUAAGCUCACCGACUUUGGCCUCUGCACUGGAUUCCGCUGGACUCAUGACUCCAAGUAUUACCAGAGUGGGGACCACGUGAGGCAGGACAGCAUGGACUUCAGUAAGGAAUGGGAGGAUCCGGCCAACUGCCGCUGCACGGACCGUCUGAAGCCUCUGGAGAGGAGAAAGGCCAGACAGCACCAGCGCUGCUUGGCCCACUCGCUGGUGGGGACCCCCAACUACAUCGCACCCGAAGUUCUGCUCAGGACAGGGUACACCCAACUAUGCGAUUGGUGGAGCGUGGGCGUGAUUUUGUACGAGAUGGUGGUCGGACAGCCUCCCUUCUUAGCGACCACACCGCUAGAGACCCAACUAAAGGUUAUCAACUGGAAGAGUACCUUGCACAUCCCCCCACCAGCCAAACUAAGCCCAGAGGCCUCUGACCUCAUUGUGAAGCUGUGCCGCGGCCCCGAGGACCGCCUCGGCAGGAACGGUGCCGACGAAAUCAAAGCCCACCCUUUCUUCAAGACCAUCGACUUCUCCAACGAUUUGCGGCAGCAGGCUGCGCCGCACGUCCCGAGCAUCGCCCACUCCACGGACACGUCCAACUUUGACCCCGUGGACCCCGAGAAGCUGUGGAGCGGCGACGGGGACGGCGAGGACGACCUCGGCGACACGGGCUGCUGGUUCCGCAACGGCAAGCACCCCGAGCACGCCUUCUACGAGUUCACCUUCCGCCGCUUCUUCGACGACAACGGGCACCCCUACAGCUGCCCCAAGCCCAUCGAGUACGAGGGCCUCGACGAGGACGAGGCGGACUCCGAGGGCCCCGAGCGGGAGGCCCCAGGUGGCCCGCCGGCUCAGGCCCGAGACCUUGUCUACGUGUAGCGUUUCCGGACCUCGUCGAGAUACUUUGUGUUUGACAGGUACUGUGGCAAGACGGUGUGUUUGUGUAUUGGAACUGCUCACAUUUGCGCCCCCAGCCCUCGCAGCAUCCAAUGACCUUGCCUGACUUCUUUUUACUUGACGAUUCAAACACUUGUUAACUGCACAAUGGGACCUUUGAUUAGUAGUCAAGUUUUGAACUUUAACCGUUAUCAAAAAAAAGUGGGAUAUCGGGCUUUGGAGUAAAAUUUCAGGAUGAACGCGCCAUAGUGAAGCUAUUUGCUGGUCCUGCCACAAUUAGCCGACAUCUGCAAGUAAUUGACCCCCCCCACACACACACACACACACAAGAUGGUGGUAUGUCAUAUUUUUUUGCCCAAAUCAACCUCUUUACAUCAUUUGAACAUAGUUCCUCAACAAGAUCCCACAAGAUGGUGGAAACACAAUUUUGUGUUUCGGGCUGAGCACCAAAACAGCAAAUAAUGGACGUUGGGUUCCAAAAAAUGUCAAUGCUAAAACGGCACGUGUGGGAAUUGACCUCUGAAUGUUUGCAUGGCCUUUUGUUCAGUGUUUAAUACUUUUUGCCUCGAUUGUCACUGUUCUCUAUUGUGACUGGUGUAAGUUUUGCCAUUUAAGUUCUUGUUAGAGAACAGCAAGUUGUGCAAAAAGUAUUGCACAGGUCCAAAUUGACUUGGUUUAGUACAUUUUGUGUUCUUUCUGAAAUUUCGCCAGAUGGGACACGAUCCCUAAUGUUUUGUGCGUCGUGCGGUUUUUACGAUUAGAACUUUUUCUAACGGAAUCAUGCCGGUCGGCCAUCAGCGGGUCAAUUGAACGCCCGUCCCAACUCGAUUUGGGACAAAUUGCCCUCAAGCUAUUUUCAUCGGCUCCUGGAAGUGCUUAAUUUAUGAAAGAAAUCCUAACGGACGCCGUUCACUUUUAAAUGUGGGUACUUUGACUUUAUUAAUAAUUUAUGUCGUGACCGGGACUUUAGUGAGAUUACUCGUAGGUAAUUAUCAAUUGCUCCAUUUCUUCAUUGAGGUGCCUUUUUAUUUUUCACCAAAUAUACAGUUAAUUAAUGAUCAGACUGCCAUUAAAUGUGUAUGUAGAAGUAGACCAUUGAUUGAAAACUACAUUAGCUUUGUUUUAUUUUUCUAAUUUAUACCCAUAUUUAUAAAUGAUCUUGUACACAAUUGAUGUAAAUAUUUCUUUUCCACCGCUGAUUUUGGCCUCCCUAAGGGCGGGCCCUUUUCAGUGUCCACUGCUGCUGCCUUCUACUAGUUCGACUUAAUGCUCACGAGUCAUCCAAAGCACGAAAUGUGUUCAGUCAUGAGACAUUGAGAGAAAACGUUUUCACGUCUUGUCAAGGAAACGCAUCAGUAAAGUAGACUGAUGAUUCCAUAACCCUCCCUCUGUACACUUUGUGCAAAGCAAUGAGCUCUGAAUGUAGUUUUUAGGCUUAUCGGUGACCGUUGGCCUCCUGCACUGGCUUUGUGUUGUCACAUGAGAAUCAUUUUUUUUUCUUGUGUGUAUACUGUUGCUCUGGAGAGGAUACGUGUUGGGGAAGAGGGUAAUUAAUAAAGAAUGUCAAGAACGAAA
Messenger RNA from Syngnathoides biaculeatus (alligator pipefish), 5252 nucleotides. RefSeq names its product large tumor suppressor kinase 1 (gene lats1). Gene Ontology annotation, biological process: G1/S transition of mitotic cell cycle; regulation of organ growth; hippo signaling. NCBI's taxonomy places the organism in Eukaryota, Metazoa, Chordata, Actinopteri, Syngnathiformes, Syngnathidae. The record is from RefSeq and is a predicted model, not a curated record. The coding region runs from base 396 to 3659 and encodes 1087 amino acids. The transcript has 8 exons. Gene Ontology annotation, molecular function: ATP binding; protein serine/threonine kinase activity.